AUCCCGAGCGGCGGCGGCGGCGGGUUUCAUGGGGCUCCUCAGGAUUAUGAUGCCGCCCAAGUUGCAGCUGCUGGCGGUGGUGGCCUUCGCCGUGGCGAUGCUCUUUCUGGAGAACCAGAUCCAGAAGCUGGAGGAGUCCCGCUCCAAGCUAGAAAGGGCCAUUGCGAGACAUGAAGUGCGCGAAAUUGAACAGAGGCAUACGAUGGAUGGUCCUAGGCCAGAUGCAGCUUUGGAUGAGGAGGAAGACGUGGUGAUCAUUUAUAACAGAGUCCCUAAAACUGCAAGCACUUCAUUUACCAACAUUGCCUAUGACCUGUGUGCAAAGAAUAAGUACCAUGUCCUCCAUAUAAACACCACCAAAAACAAUCCCGUGAUGUCCCUGCAAGAUCAGGUGCGCUUUGUGAAAAACAUAACUUCCUGGAAAGAAAUGAAACCAGGGUUUUAUCAUGGACAUGUAUCUUACUUGGAUUUUGCAAAAUUUGGCGUUAAAAAGAAGCCAAUUUACAUUAACGUCAUAAGAGAUCCUAUCGAAAGGCUAGUUUCUUACUAUUACUUUCUGCGAUUUGGAGAUGAUUACAGACCAGGCUUACGGAGAAGAAAACAGGGAGACAAAAAGGUAAUAUUUAAUUUUAAAGAUUUUUUUUUUAAAUGCAAAAGUGACUGUUUUCAUCCUCCUUGA
Vombatus ursinus (common wombat) is the source of this 679-nucleotide messenger RNA. Its product is annotated as heparan sulfate 2-O-sulfotransferase 1. The record is from RefSeq and is a predicted model, not a curated record. The transcript has 4 exons. NCBI's taxonomy places the organism in Eukaryota, Metazoa, Chordata, Mammalia, Diprotodontia, Vombatidae. Gene Ontology annotation, molecular function: heparan sulfate 2-sulfotransferase activity. Gene Ontology annotation, cellular component: membrane. Bases 29 to 679 code for a protein of 216 amino acids.